Molecule: messenger RNA, 537 nt
Organism: Nothoprocta perdicaria
Lineage: Eukaryota; Metazoa; Chordata; Aves; Tinamiformes; Tinamidae
Gene: FKBP11
Product: FK506 binding protein 11
Exons: 6
Coding region: 1-537 (178 amino acids)
Biological process (GO): protein peptidyl-prolyl isomerization
Molecular function (GO): peptidyl-prolyl cis-trans isomerase activity
Source: RefSeq, a predicted model, not a curated record
AUGGCUGCUUUCCCCCUGCUCGCCGGUGCUGCGGGGCACCAGCGUCCCCCGUUCGCUCCUGUGGCGCCCCCCGAGGGCUGCACGGAGCUGUCGGCGCUGGGGGACACGGUGCAGAUCCACUACACGGGCAGCCUGGAGGACGGCCGGAUCAUCGACACGUCGCUGACACGGGACCCGCUCCAGGUGGAGCUGGGCAAGCGCCAAGUGAUCCCCGGGCUGGAGCAGAGUCUGCUGGACAUGUGCGUGGGGGAGAAGCGCAGAGCCAUCAUCCCCCCGCAUCUGGCGUACGGCAAACGAGGCUCCCCCCCGACCAUCCCAGGCGACGCCGUGCUCAGGUUCGAGGUGGAGCUCGUGGCCCUCAGCCGGGCCAGCUACUGGCAGAAGGUGGUGAACGACGUGUUGCCCCUCGUGUGCCUGGCGCUGCUCCCGGCGCUCCUGGGCCUCAUCGGCUUCCACCUCUACCGCAAAGCCAGCAGCCCCAAGCUCUCCAAGAAGAAGCUCAAGGAGGAGAAGAGGAACAAGGCCAAAAAGAAAUAA